AUGGCCACGGCGGCGUCGAAUCCCUACAGCAUCCUCAACUCGAGCGCGCUGGUCCAUGCGGAGCCGACGGGCAUGCAGCAAGGGAGCCCCUUCAGGAACCCCCAGAAACUUCUCCAAAGUGACUACUUGCAAGGGGUGCCCAGCAACGGGCACCCGCUGGGCCACCACUGGGUGACCAGCCUGAGCGAUGCGGGGCCCUGGUCGUCCUCCAUCGCCAGCGGCGCGCUGGAGCAGCCCGACGUCAAGCCCGGGCGGGAGGACCUGCAGCUGGGCGCCCUGCUGCACCACCGCUCGCCCCACGUCGGCCAGCCCUCGCCGCACCACGCCAGCCACCCGGGCGCCUGGGGAGCCAGCCCGGCGCACGGCGCGCCGCUCCCGUCCAGCGGGCAGCCGCCGCCGCCGCCGCCGCCGCUCGGCGUCUACUCGCAGGCGGGCUUCACGGUGAGCGGCAUGCUGGAGCACGGCGGCCUGACGCCGCCGCCCGCGCCGGGCACGCCGCAGGCCCUGCACCAGGUGCUGCGCGACGCGCCCGAGCACGGCGAGCUGGGCGCGCACGCCUGCCCGGACCACUCGGACGAGGAGACGCCCACGUCGGACGAGCUGGAGCAGUUCGCCAAGCAGUUCAAGCAGCGGCGCAUCAAGCUGGGCUUCACGCAGGCCGACGUGGGGCUGGCGCUGGGCACGCUGUACGGCAACGUCUUCUCGCAGACCACCAUCUGCCGCUUCGAGGCCCUGCAGCUGAGCUUCAAGAACAUGUGCAAGCUGAAGCCGCUGCUGAACAAGUGGCUGGAGGAGGCCGACUCGUCCACGGGCAGCCCCACCAGCAUCGACAAGAUCGCGGCGCAGGGCAGGAAGCGGAAGAAGCGGACCUCCAUCGAGGUGAGUGUCAAGGGGGUGCUGGAGACGCACUUCUUGAAGUGCCCCAAGCCGGCGGCGCAGGAGAUCUCCUCUUUGGCGGACAGCCUGCAGCUGGAGAAGGAGGUCGUGCGGGUCUGGUUCUGCAACCGCCGGCAGAAGGAGAAGCGCAUGACGCCGCCGGGAGAGGCGCCGCCGCCGCCGCACGAGGUUUACGCGCACAGCGUGAAGACAGACGCCGCCUGCCACGACCUCUGA
This is a messenger RNA of Varanus komodoensis (Komodo dragon), 1113 nucleotides long. It is a transcript of the gene POU3F4, whose product is annotated as POU class 3 homeobox 4. Bases 1 to 1113 code for a protein of 370 amino acids. The transcript has a single exon. The record is from RefSeq and is a predicted model, not a curated record. NCBI's taxonomy places the organism in Eukaryota, Metazoa, Chordata, Lepidosauria, Squamata, Varanidae. Gene Ontology annotation, biological process: brain development; regulation of transcription by RNA polymerase II. Gene Ontology annotation, cellular component: nucleus. Gene Ontology annotation, molecular function: RNA polymerase II cis-regulatory region sequence-specific DNA binding; DNA-binding transcription factor activity, RNA polymerase II-specific.